UUCAAAAAUAAAUAAAUAAAUAUUAAAUAUUAAAUAUUAAAUAUUUUCUUCUCUUUUCUUCUUUCUACACCUUACACUUAAAAACACACAAUUUCACUCGACAAAGGGAAAAAUCAAAACAAACCCAAACCAAAAAACCCUAAGUGAAAAUGGCGAGUUCAGUGGAGAAGGAGGGUUCUGCUUCUAAAGCUGCAUCUGCAGUUGAGGAGCCUGUUUCUUUGGAGCUUCCAGCUCCAUCUGGUUGGACGAAAAAGUUCUUUCCAAAAAAGUCUGGAACUCCAAAGAAAAAUGAGAUUGUGUUCACUGCACCAACAGGAGAGGAGAUCCAUAACAAGAGGCAGCUGGAUAAGUAUUUGAAAGCAAACCCCGGUGGCCCAAACAUCUCAGAAUUCGAUUGGGGCACUGGGGAGACUCCAAGAAGAUCAUCAAGAAUCAGUGAGAAGGUCAAGGCAUCUCCUCCAUUAGAACCAAAAAGUGAGCCCUCUAAGAAGCGUUACAAAAAGUCAGCUUCAAAGAAAGAAGCUUCUGAGGAUGAAGAGGAGACAAAAGAUGUGGAAAUGCAAGAAGCCGAUGAAACUAAGGAUGAUAAAGAUUUAGAGCAGGAAAAGAAAGUUGUUAACGAAGAACAAGGUGAUAAGGGACCGGAGGGUGCAGAUGUCAAAGAGUCCAUUCAACCUGGUGAGAAUACUGAUAUAGCAAAAGAUGAGGGGAAGUCCGACACUGCCGAUGGAGAGUUACAAGCAUCCAAAGAGAAAAUUGAUGACAAAGGAGCUGAGGGGUCUGAAGCUGUUCAGAAUAAGGAUGAAGAAAUGAUUGAACAACCACAGCCACAGGAGGAGCCAAAGCAAGCUGUUCAGAGUAAGGAGGAAGAAAAGAUUGAACAACCACAGGAGGAGACGAACCAAGUUGUUCAGAAUGAGGAAGAAAAGAUUGAACAACCACAGGAGGAGACAAACCAUGCUGUUCAGAUCGAGGAAGAAAAGAUUGAACAACCACAGCCACAAGAGGAGGCAAAGCAAGCUGUUCAGAAUAAUGAUGAAGAAAAGAUUGAACAACCACAGGAGGAGACGAAGCAAGCUGUUCAGAGCAAGGAUGAAGAAAAGAUCGAACAACCACACGAGGAGACAAAACAAGAUGGUGGAUCUGGGGAAGCAGAGAAACCAGAAGCUGCCCUUAAUGCUGAGAAACCAGCUGAAUUUGAAGGGGAAAAUAAAGAGGAAGAUAACAGAAUCGCUCAAGAGGCUGAAGGAAAUAUCAAGGAGAAAGAAGCUACAAAAGUGCACGGUGAAGAAAAUUACAAGAUUCAUGAUAUGAACAAGACUGAGUCAGAGGUGACCGUGAAUGGAAGCUGAAUUGUUGAGACCAGAGAACUUGAACAAGGAAUAGAAUAAACUCUUGGCUUCUAUCUUCUGUCACUGUGAUGCCUUUAGAUCUGUCCGAGGAUGACUGUAGUUUUUGUUGUUGUUAUUUAUCUGAUUGUUCAUUGAAAUGACUAUAGACAAUCAUAGAGUUAGCCCUAUAAUGUACUACUAUCUAUCUAUGUUCUGGAGAGACAUGUAGCUUCUAGUUCCCAUGUAACAUUUGUAUUGUAUGAUACCUGUAAUCUUAUGUGAGACCUUGAUUUUAAAUA
This is a messenger RNA of Lathyrus oleraceus (garden pea), 1630 nucleotides long. Its product is annotated as methyl-CpG-binding domain-containing protein 11. The transcript is spliced from 3 exons. The coding region runs from base 150 to 1352 and encodes 400 amino acids. The record is from RefSeq and is a predicted model, not a curated record. Lineage: Eukaryota; Viridiplantae; Streptophyta; Magnoliopsida; Fabales; Fabaceae. Gene Ontology annotation, molecular function: DNA binding.